UUCUGUUAAUUAUUUAGAUGGGCCGUUUUGGAACACUCUCCUUGAGUCUUCAGGAAAGCAGUGACUCUGUCAAGGUUCCCAUUUUGAAAGCGGCUGAACUUGGAGAAAGAUGGCCAGUUCUACUGUGGUUCUACUUGAAGACAUUAGGACUUUAUCAUUCUGGUCGCCUCGUUCGCCCCAAACUGUGCAGCAGAUGUGACCACUCAUCAAAGAAACGGCAUGCAUUUUACUACACUGAAAAUCAGUGCAAAGUGUGCGACAGCCUGAUGUGGGAUCACAGGGGCGUACCGACUGCCUUCACUGAUAGCGACAUCGGGUCAUCAUUCUUCAAUCAUUGUGGAAGUGGUUUUCUGUCGCUGAUUUGGCUUCUUCUCAUCAGUGGUGUCACAUUAGCAAACAUCAUACUGUUAAUAACUCGCUACCAUGAUGCAGACUGUGACAUAGUCCACGUGCUCUCCUGGAUUGGCAUGAAACUCUUGCUGUACAUUGGCCCGUUUACGUGCCUCAUUUCUGUUGUCCACACCACAUGGCCGACAGUGUUCAUGGGAAGUUGGUCAAAUGCCUUGGCAGUGGAAUUUCUUGUUCACAGGAUGCGAUUUGUCAACAUGAAGAACAAGCAGUUUGCUGGUUACGCUCUCUUCCUAGGAAGCCUUGCUAUAAUGUGCACACAAUGCCUCAAGAUAGUGGCACCUUAUUUUGACCCAGUGCUUGUGUCACCCAUCUCUGCUAAUGCCUCUUUGUCUGGACUGACUACUCUUGUUCCUCUUCACUUUUUUGUCGUCAUAGAGGGCUACAUCAAUUUUGGUGGAUUCUGUUACUUAGUGUACCUUUUGCGUUGCAGCUAUGAGUCAGAGAUUCGACUUAUCACAAAGUUUCUGCAUGACAACAUUGGAGACAUUGACUUGUGUAGAGCUCGCCUGGCAGAGGCAUUUGAUGCUUAUCAUAUAUUCCGAGAAUUUGCCUCAGGCUGGAUUGCCUUGAACCUAAUUUUAAGCACAGUUUGCCUUCUUCUUGAGUUGCACAUGUGGAUUGUCAAAACUGCACCACUGGCGUUUUUUCAGUAUGAGCACUCGUUCUUGUUAUUCUUCUUUUUACUGCUGCCAAUCGUCUCCCUGGGUAACGUUGAUGUGGAUUAUCUGUGGAAUCGACUGGUCCGUCAAGUCAGUCGUCAACGCUUCUCAGAACAAGAAAAAUCCUGGGAUAAACUGAUGCAGUUCCUUCAAGAGCAGCGUGCGGGGACCCGUCCGUGGCAAGCAGUACUGGCAUUCUUCUUGUCGGCAAUUGCCAUCUUCUCAGCAAUCCAGUUCAGAUUGUGGUCUAAUAACCAGAGGGUUGUUCACAUCUAUACCACGACAAAUGGUACUUUAUCACUGAUGCAGAAGUUUCAUUACAACUGACCACGUAAUGCAACUGUUAGUUAGUGAGGAAAACGUGGACCUGACAAGCUUGUAAUCAAGGCCAGGAGGUGAUUCUAAAGAUGAAUCGGUGGGACAUUUUAGAACAGGUGACCAUGUGAUUGGUGAUGAUUGAGAAAAUAGCUUUCAGUAGUAAAAACUGAGUUAUUUGACUGUGGUUUUGUGAAACUAACAAUGAAUCACAAUAAGCCUUGCUACAAAUCAUUUGUAGUGAAGUCUCUUGUGGCUUGUUCCAUUGCAGACUUGAAAGAGUCAUAUUUUAAUUUAUCGCUCCAUGUCGUUCUUUCAAGGAAGUCACAGUGAGCCAAUUAAUGUCGUGGGAUUGAUUUCUGACAAACCAAAGCAUAACAUGCAUUUUUUGUAAUUCAAAAAAAUAUGUUAACUGUGCUUUAAUCGGAUGGACAUAUUAAGGAUGUAUCAGUCACAAGCAUUUGAACUUGUUGUCUUUUGUAUAUCCUACAUUUAUUAAAGAAAAAAAAAA
This is a messenger RNA of Orbicella faveolata, 1896 nucleotides long. RefSeq lists its product as uncharacterized. NCBI's taxonomy places the organism in Eukaryota, Metazoa, Cnidaria, Anthozoa, Scleractinia, Merulinidae. The record is from RefSeq and is a predicted model, not a curated record.